Tetrahymena thermophila SB210 is the source of this 954-nucleotide messenger RNA. Its product is annotated as kinase domain protein. The transcript is spliced from 7 exons. The record is from RefSeq and is a predicted model, not a curated record. NCBI's taxonomy places the organism in Eukaryota, Ciliophora, Oligohymenophorea, Hymenostomatida, Tetrahymenidae. Gene Ontology annotation, biological process: protein phosphorylation. Gene Ontology annotation, molecular function: protein kinase activity; ATP binding.
AUGCAAAACGAUUUCUACAAGACUAAAAAUAUCAAAGAGGAUUUUAAAUUUGAUAAAGUUUUAGGAGAGGGUUCUUUUGCAGUAGUCCAUAAAUGCAUUAGAAAAGAGAAUAAUGAAGAAGUUGCUGUAAAAGUCAUUGACAAAGCUAAUUUAGAGCACGAUGAUUAGCUUGCCCUUGAAACAGAAUGCGAAAUUAUGGCUAAUAUAGAUCACCCUAACAUUGUCAAAUGCACUUGUGUUUAUGACGAAAAGAGUAAGUUUUACAUGGUUAUGGAACUCAUGACUGGUGGAGAACUCUUCGAUAGAAUAGUAGAAAAAGAAUUCUAUUCUGAAAAAGAAGCUUGUGAUGUUAUUAAGCCAAUAGUAGAUGCCAUUAAUUAUUGUCACAAAAUGGGUAUUGCACAUAGAGAUUUAAAACCUGAAAAUUUAUUAUACACUUCUCCAGAUCCAGAUGCAACUAUUAAGAUUUCUGAUUUUGGUUUGGCCAAAGUUAUUUCAGAUGAGUUGAUGACAACAGCUUGUGGUACUCCUUCUUAUAUUGCUCCUGAAAUCUUGGAAGGCAAAGGCUAUACUUUUGCAGUUGAUUAUUGGAGUAUCGGAGUUAUUCUUUAUGUCUUAUUAUGUGGUUUCCCUCCUUUCUACGAAGAUACUAACGAGAAGCUUUUUGCUAUGAUUAAGAAGGGUUAGUUUGAAUUCCCUUCUCCUCAGUGGGAUCCCAUCUCAAACCAAGCUAAAGAUUUAAUCAAAAAUUUAUUAAAAGUUGAUCCCAAAUAAAGAUAUAAUGCUGAAUAGAUUUUGAAUCAUGCUUGGAUUAAAGACGGUGGUGCUUCUCGUAAGCAUUUACCUGAUUCUCUUGAAGCUCUUAGAUAAUUCAAUGCCAGACGUAGAUUAAGACGUGCCCAAUUCUCAGUUUUAGCAACCACUAGACUAAAACAUUUAAUUAUGAACAAAUGA